AUGACACAAAGGGCGAUUCUAUCCAGUACAAAUGAAAACGUUGAUCUCAUAAACGAAAAAAUGAUUGAUCUUUUUCCGGGUGAAACUAAAGAGUUCCUCAGUUAUGAUAUGGCAAUUGAUGACAUAAAUAAUUACUAUCAACUAGAGUUUCUCAACAUAUUACUUCCAAAUGGAGUUCUACCUCAUCGAUUAGUGUUGAAAAUAAAUUGUCCAAUAAUGCUCUUGAGAAAUCUAGAUCCUUCAAAUGGGCUCUACAAUGGGAGUAGGAUGGUUUGUCGUCAAUUCAGUACACAUGUUAUACAUGCAGAGAUAACUACCGGGCAAUACUCUGGCAAACAUGUAUUCAUGCAGAGAUAA
This is a messenger RNA of Olea europaea var. sylvestris, 357 nucleotides long. RefSeq lists its product as uncharacterized. The transcript has a single exon. The record is from RefSeq and is a predicted model, not a curated record. Bases 1 to 357 code for a protein of 118 amino acids. Lineage: Eukaryota; Viridiplantae; Streptophyta; Magnoliopsida; Lamiales; Oleaceae.